AUGUCUAACACAGGCUUUUCAGCAGUGAAUUCGUCUAAAGACAUCUUCUCUAUUUUGCCUGUGCUGCAUAAUGUAUCUCUGGACCUUAAUGAAACACUUUAUUUCAGCAACUUAAGUAGCAUUGGAUUCUGUGAACAAGUCUUAAUAAAAACGGAGGUGUUUUUAACCCUGGGGAUCAUCAGCCUGCUGGAGAAUAUUCUUGUUAUUCUUGCAAUACUAAAAAACAAAAAUCUCCAUUCCCCAAUGUACUUUUUCCUCUGCAGUCUUGCAGUGGCAGAUAUGCUAGUCAGUGUGUCUAAUGCCCUAGAAACUAUUGUGAUUGCUGCACAAAAUAAGUAUUUGUUUAUUGGGGAUCAAUUGCUCCAACAGCUUGAUUAUGUGUUUGACUCUAUGAUCUGUAUUUCUUUGGUAGCGUCUAUUUGUAAUCUCUUGGUAAUUGCCAUUGACAGGUACAUCACCAUCUUUUAUGCCUUACGUUAUCAUAGUAUUAUGACUGUAAAGAAAGCACUUGUGCUCAUUGUUAUUAUUUGGAUGUCUUGUAUUAUUUGUGGCAUUGUGUUCAUUGCUUACUCUGAAAGCACAACUGUCAUUGUAUGCCUUAUCACUAUGUUCUUCACAAUGCUUGUCUUAAUGGCCACCAUGUAUAUACACAUGUUUUUAUUUGCACGCCUACAUGUGAAAAGAAUUGCUGCCCUACCAGUAGAUGGUGUGGUCCAACAGAGAACAUGCAUGAAAGGCGCCAUUACAAUUACCAUACUUCUUGGAGUAUUUUUCGUUUGCUGGGCGCCAUUUUUCCUUCAUCUCAUUCUAAUCAUUUCAUGCCCCUCAAACUCUUACUGUGUAUGCUACACUUCAUACUUCAACACUUAUUUAAUCUUGAUCAUGUGCAAUUCUGUGAUCGACCCCCUGAUAUAUGCUUUUCGAAGUUUAGAGAUGCGCAAAACUUUCAAAGAAAUUAUAUGCUGCUAUGGAAUGCAUUUUGGGAAAUGUGGUUAG
This is a messenger RNA of Bombina bombina (fire-bellied toad), 996 nucleotides long. RefSeq names its product melanocortin 3 receptor (gene MC3R). Lineage: Eukaryota; Metazoa; Chordata; Amphibia; Anura; Bombinatoridae. Gene Ontology annotation, cellular component: membrane. Gene Ontology annotation, molecular function: peptide hormone binding; melanocyte-stimulating hormone receptor activity. The transcript has a single exon. Gene Ontology annotation, biological process: G protein-coupled receptor signaling pathway. The record is from RefSeq and is a predicted model, not a curated record. Bases 1 to 996 code for a protein of 331 amino acids.